Molecule: messenger RNA, 1208 nt
Organism: Musa acuminata subsp. malaccensis (wild Malaysian banana)
Lineage: Eukaryota; Viridiplantae; Streptophyta; Magnoliopsida; Zingiberales; Musaceae
Source: RefSeq, a predicted model, not a curated record
UGGUUAGACCAAACAUGACUCGAGAUUUAGAUUCACUUAUGGUUGCCCAUUUUAAUGUGAUCGGAUCGGUUAUUCUUGAGUUCGGAUCGGAUCCGGAUUUGGUUAGAUCCGUUCUGGAUGGCGGUCUUUUAAGCGUUCGCUCUCCCCCCCCGCCCUCUUAAUUGCCCCCAAAUCUCCUCCGCUUCCCACUCCCUCUCGAUUCCAAAACCCUCGCUGGCCUCUUCUACAGAUGGAUCGAUCGAUCAUGCGAUGAAGAAGGAAGAGGUACGGCAAGGCCUAUCCCGCCAGAGAGAAUGCGUGUUCAGGGUGAUCUGCGAGGCUGCAGAUCGAGAUCCAGCACUGUCGGAGCCAACCGAACGUCUUCCGUUUCUUGGCUUGGUUCCAUGAUGAGACCGGCGUCUACUUGGACCUCGAGUUCGCGGUUCAGGAUCAUGAAAGUUGACAUAGCGUUCCCUUCCACUCUCUGUCUGAUGAAGCUAGUGAUGUUAUCGGCAACGACAUUUUGGCAGAAUAUGGGGUUGGCAAAUAACAUAGCACAUGCCUACAUCUGCUGGCAAUGGUUUGGUCGGGUGGAACAGCAAGGAGAUGCAGUAAGCUUCAUCCGAGUAGUUAAAGCAGCACAACUCCUCGAGGAUGCUGAGGCAAUGCGAGAGUAGGCCAUAUAUCCUGAUGACUGCAGCUGCAAAGCAUCCAACACAAGCAAUUCUGGAGGUUGGAGUAAAGUCUCUUGUUCUUGUUGAUUCCAAUGUUGAUACAAGUGUACUGAUCAUUCUUAAAGAUUGCAGCACGCAAACAGAAGGGAUGUGACAUUGGACGAGCUUGUAUUUCACCGGAUUAUAUUAUUACAACAACAUUAUUUGCUCCAAAAUUGCUAAGUGGGUAGCCAUUUCAUCCUGCUUAUCUAUUGCUCGAUUAGUGACCAUGAUAAUUGCAGGUGGAUGCUCUAAGAUCAACUUUAGAGAAAUUAUACAGGAAGAAUGCGUCGGAAUCAGCAGAUCUAUCUCGCACUGUGAACUCCAACCAUUUCUCGAGCUCGAUGAGUCUUUUGGAUGGUGAAAAGGUUUCUGGCACGAUUGUCUACGCGGGACACCGGAAUGAAGAUUGCCGGUACGCAUCACACGCAAUACCAUUUUCAAUGAGAUGGUUCAAGUUAUAUGUUUGUAACAUCAUCCCAAUGUGAUUGCAGAAGAAUAGCUCCUCUUAUUAGA